AAUCAAUAGAAUUUUCAAUUGCUUACUUUUAAUUGUUAAUUGUUGUAAAAUGAAUCUAAUGAUAUCCAGUGGAAGAAUCAAACAAGAAGAUUGAAUCAGGUAAAUUUAAGGAAACAAUUAGUUUCUUGAGUGAACAAUCAUUAAUUAAUUAUAACAAUUUUCAUUCUCAAUGAACCAAUGAUCAAGGAUUCUAACAAUUCUAAUUCGUUUUGUGCUCUCAAUUUAAUCAGAAAUCAUGGAUAGACAAUUUCAGGAAGCUGAUUUUCGAACUGUUGAAAAUCUCAAAUCGCUCGUUAAUCAAUGUGACGGGACACAUUCGAGUGUAUUAUCAAUAUUAAGUGAAUUGCGAAGUCACGUUAAAUCAUCUGAUAUGUUGGAAGCUCUCAGAACGGAAAGAGGUGAAAUGUUGGAAAAGGUUGUUAAUUGGGCUGAAAAUUCAGUGACAAUCGAAACUGGAUCGCAAUUAAGUUUAAUUGAGAAAAUUUGCCUGAUGAAAGCUCGCGAAGGGAAAUUAAAAGCAGUGAUUAAAGUGUGCGAUCCAUUGUUCAAAGACAUUGCAGGCUAUCAUGAGGCUCGAAGAGGGAUGGAGCAAAUUGUCCGGGAAUUGGCAUCUCAGGUCACUACACUUUAUCGUAAAUGGUGCUCAUCUUGGUCAUCUGUGCAAUUGGAUCCACACCGACCUUGUAUUGUGAUCGAUCCAACCUCACAAGUGCCAUUGGUAACCUUUGAACCUCGAUUAGUUUCAUUUGCACGGGAAUGUCGGACUCUUCGGUGUCUUGGUUUCCAAUUAUCGGGAGAUUUAAUUGAUAAAGAACGUGACCUAAUCAAAUAUGGUUCGAUCGCCAGACAUUUGGAGGAAAUUGUCAACUUUUAUUGUACCAUUGGCGAUUCGAUUCUUCUUUGUCAACAGCCGAUUCUCAUCGACGCUGCGAGGACAUUUACUUCACUUCUCGAAUCUCGUAACAAAACAAUGACCUGGGACUGUGACAUUAAUCAAUUAGAUGGAUGGUUAACUGAAUUAAGGGAAUUGGCGAGUAAAUUUUCCGAUGAGAAUCGACGAUUACAUCGGUACCAUCGAUCUCUACUUAAAUCGAUCAUUAAACUUUUCGACUUUCCUCUCAAUAAAUGGCGACCCUUGAUGAACGAAAUGACCUCAACAAUGAUAACCGUUGACAAUUUGUACUCAAAUACCUUGACCUGGAAAAAGCAUUGGGAUUAUCAGCUAUACAAAAUAUUGGAUUAUCAUUUUAAUAAAGCGUUAAUCUCAUCGCUAACUUGGCUUGGGUUUUAUUCAAAUCCUUACAAUGGAAAUAAAAUAUCAAACGAUUCAUCUUUAUGCCUUCGAGUUGACUUGACCUUUACGAGUGGACUGAUCGUUUAUCGUCCAUCGCUCGAGGAGAUACAGUUACAACUUUAUUCACGAAUUAAUUUGUUCCUAUCAACGUUCACACAAUUUAAGGGCUUCCUCGUUUCGAUCAAUCCUGAUCUUUUCGAAUCGCCCAAGGGAAUGAAAAAUAUUUUCUCGACAAUUUACCUUCGAUCAAUUGAAAAUCUAUUGUGUUUAUAUCGACAAGUUGAUAACAUUAUGUUGGAAUUGAUAACAAUCAGUGAACAAUUUAGCGAAUGGACUUGUUUGUAUAAUAUUAUCCGAGAAUCACAUUCAGAUGAUUUCUCAUUAUCAUCGAUGAUCCCUUUAAAUACUUUAGAUGAUUAUGUUAACAAUUUAACUCUAAUCAAGUUGAAAGGUCAAGAAUUUAACAAAAAAUUUAUCGACAAUGAACUUUACUGUUCUGAGAGUAACAUUACAAUCAAUUUAAUUCCAAUUAAAGUGUCAAUUGAUUGGAUCAAUAGUGCUGUAGAUAGACUACUGAUUGACUCACUUCGACGGGAAACCGAGGCCAUGUCGAAGUCUCUCAACAAUCAGGUCAGUCAAUUGUUGACACAAUUAACAUCACCACCAGAACAAGUUAAAUCACUCAUUGAAUUGGAAUCAUUCUGGUUGGACUCAGCAUCGUCUACGAUUGUCCAGAUCACUUCAGCUUAUAAUGAAUUAACGGGAAGAUGUAAUUUCCUCAGUAAAUGGUCAGCUAAAUCAGUUCCUAAUCUUUCCGAUUUAGUUGAUAAAUAUGAUCAAUUUCAAAUUCUAAUGGAUAAUCGGGAAUCGUUAAUUGCUUCAUUUAAACAAUUGCUUCGAUCAAGACUUGAGACUCGAUCAUCGGAAACAAUUAAAAGUCUCGAUGGGUUGAACAAAAAUUGGAAAACAAUUAAGUCUCGAGGAUUUCCUAAUACUUCACAACUUGAAGAGUUGAAGUCACAAUUUGAAUUAAUCGCAAGUGAUGUUGACAAUUAUAUCGAAGGAUGUAAAUACUUUAAACUUCCGGUUCCGGGAGAGCUUGAAACCGUUGGAAGAUUACAUUGA
Molecule: messenger RNA, 2419 nt
Organism: Panonychus citri (citrus red mite)
Lineage: Eukaryota; Metazoa; Arthropoda; Arachnida; Trombidiformes; Tetranychidae
Product: cytoplasmic dynein 2 heavy chain 1-like
Exons: 4
Coding region: 236-2419 (727 amino acids)
Biological process (GO): microtubule-based movement
Cellular component (GO): dynein complex
Molecular function (GO): dynein intermediate chain binding; minus-end-directed microtubule motor activity; dynein light intermediate chain binding
Source: RefSeq, a predicted model, not a curated record